Chanos chanos (milkfish) is the source of this 963-nucleotide messenger RNA. It is a transcript of the gene hmgn2, whose product is annotated as high mobility group nucleosomal binding domain 2. Gene Ontology annotation, molecular function: nucleosomal DNA binding. The record is from RefSeq and is a predicted model, not a curated record. The transcript has 6 exons. Lineage: Eukaryota; Metazoa; Chordata; Actinopteri; Gonorynchiformes; Chanidae. Gene Ontology annotation, biological process: chromatin organization. Gene Ontology annotation, cellular component: nucleus; chromatin. Bases 76 to 309 code for a protein of 77 amino acids.
UUGUACACUAGCACCUUAACCAGAUAAUUUGUGUAUUUUUUCAGUUAUUUUUUUCUAUUGUUUUAUAUUGUAAAGAUGCCCAAAAGAAAGAUUGAUGGAGAGAAGGUGGCCAAAGCCAAGGAGGAGCCCACAAGACGCUCUGCGAGGUUGUCUGCAAGACCAGCUCCUCCUAAACCAGCCCCAAAGCCCAAAAAAGCAGCUGCACCUAAGAAAGCAGCCAAAGGGAAGAAGGGAGCCAACCCUGCUGAAAAUGGUGACACCAAGGCAGAUCAGGCACCAAAAGUUGAGGCCUCUGGAGACGCCAAAUGAAAAAGCAUAUGAAUUUUUGACCCCUCUGUGUACUUGGUGACUGUACAGUUUGAAAUAACUAUUUUUUACCAAGUUUUAUAUUAAGAAUAUCAUUUAUAGUUUCACUGUUGGCUUACAUUUGAUGUACUGAUACUGUUUGAUGGGAGUUACUAUAUCUUAAGGUUUUUUUUCCUCUUGCCAUUUUUAAAUGAAAACCGUCCAUAUCGAGUUGUAAUAAUGGUUUACCCAUGAAUCUGGCUUUUAAAAGCUGAAUGUUACAUUGUUUGUCCCAAGGUUUUUUGUUAUUUUCUUGUUUUGUUUUGGGUUUUUUUUUACACACCAAACAUUUUCAUAAGGCAGCUAAAAGUGUGUUUCUAAAACGUUUUAAGGAAGUCUUUUCCUUAAGUUUUUUUCUCACAUGCUUACAAAAAAAAAUAUUUUAAGAUAUUGUACUUUCAUGUAUACAUUCUGAUUUUGUUCAGACAAAACAGUUAAAAAUAUCAUUUAAAAAAAAAUGCUGAUCCUUGUAUGAUUUUAUGAUAGGACUACCCCUGAGUAAAUUUAUAAUGUGAAAUUUAGUCAUUUUGUCAAACUGAUAUAAAUGUUGUUUAUAUUGUUAAAUUAUAUGUUUAAAAAAAAAAGUUGAAGGAUGCUUUGUGACUCCUAAAGAAUGAU